Esox lucius (northern pike) is the source of this 6016-nucleotide messenger RNA. Its product is annotated as myosin-7. Gene Ontology annotation, cellular component: myosin complex. The record is from RefSeq and is a predicted model, not a curated record. The transcript is spliced from 38 exons. The coding region runs from base 94 to 5907 and encodes 1937 amino acids. Gene Ontology annotation, molecular function: cytoskeletal motor activity; actin filament binding; ATP binding. Lineage: Eukaryota; Metazoa; Chordata; Actinopteri; Esociformes; Esocidae.
GAUCUCUGCUAUAGCAGAGUUAGUUCAGAAGCCUCAAUCCAUCUCCAACUAUUUACAGUGUUGACGGUAAAUUGACACUCACACAGUGCAAAUAUGGGUGAUUCUGAGAUGGCAGUUUUUGGGGUUGCAGCCCAGUAUUUGAGGAAGUCCGACAGGGAGCGUCUGGAGGCCCAGACCCGUCCCUUCGACAUGAAGAAGGAAUGCUUUGUUCCUGACGCUGUGGAGGAGUUUGUCAAGGCAACCAUUACCAGCCGCAACGGAGACAUGGUUACUGUGGAGACUCAACAUGGGAAGACUCUCACUGUGAAAGACACCCAGAUUCUGCAACAGAAUCCUCCGAAGUUUGACAAGAUUGAGGACAUGGCCAUGCUGACCUUCCUCCAUGAGCCUGCUGUGCUGUACAACCUCAAAGAGCGUUAUGCAGCAUGGAUGAUCUACACCUACUCCGGCCUGUUCUGUGUCACUGUAAACCCCUACAAGUGGUUGCCAGUUUAUAACCAGGAGGUGGUCACAGCCUACAGAGGCAAGAAGAGGCAAGAAUCUCCUCCUCACAUCUUCUCUAUCUCUGAUAACGCCUAUCAGUACAUGCUAGCAGACCGUGAGAACCAAUCUAUUCUGAUCACCGGAGAAUCCGGUGCUGGAAAGACUGUCAACACUAAAAGAGUCAUCCAGUACUUUGCCAGCAUUGCAGCUAGCGGUGGGAAAAAAGAUUCAACCUCCCAAAAUAAAGGAACUCUGGAGGAUCAAAUCAUCCAGGCUAAUCCUGCUCUGGAGGCCUUCGGUAACGCCAAGACCAUCAGAAAUGACAACUCCUCAAGAUUUGGUAAAUUUAUCAGAAUUCAUUUUGACACCCGAGGAAAGCUUGCAUCAGCUGAUAUUGAGACAUACCUUCUGGAGAAGUCUCGCGUCAUUUUUCAGCUCAAGGCUGAGAGAGACUACCACAUAUUCUAUCAGAUCUUGUCAAACAAGAAACCUGAGUUACUGGAGAUGCUUCUGGUGACAGCUAACCCCUAUGAUUACGCCUUCAUCUCCCAGGGAGAGACAACAGUAGCAUCUAUCGAUGAUGCUGAUGAAUUGCUUGCAACAGAUAAUGCUUUUGAUGUGCUGGGCUUCACUCAGGAGGAGAAAAACUCAAUGUACAAGCUGACUGGUGCCAUCAUGCACUACGGCAACAUGAAGUUCAAGCAGAAACAGCGUGAGGAGCAGGCAGAGGCUGAUGGCACUGAGGUUGCUGACAAAGUCUCCUACCUCAUGGGCCUGAACUCGGCUGACCUCAUCAAGGGUCUUGUUCACCCAAGGGUUAAAGUAGGGAACGAGUGGGUCACCAAGGGGCAAACAGUCCAACAGGUGAACUUUGCGGUUGGUGCCCUGUCCAAAGCUGUGUAUGAAAAGAUGUUCUUGUGGAUGGUGGUGCGAAUUAACCAGUCUUUGGAGACCAAGCAGCCUCGCCAAUACUUUAUUGGUGUACUGGACAUAGCUGGUUUUGAGAUUUUUGAUUACAACUCAUUUGAGCAGCUCUGCAUCAACUUCACCAAUGAAAAGCUGCAACAGUUUUUCAACCACCACAUGUUUGUCCUAGAGCAAGAGGAGUACAAGAAAGAAGGAAUUGAAUGGGAGUUCAUUGACUUUGGCAUGGACUUGCAAGCUUGUAUAGACCUUAUCGAGAAGCCAAUGGGUAUCAUGUCCAUCCUAGAAGAGGAGUGCAUGUUCCCCAAGGCCAGUGAUUCCACUUUUAAAGCCAAGCUUUAUGACAACCAUCUUGGAAAAUCCCAAAACUUCCAGAAACCCAGGAUUGUCAAAGGGAAACCAGAGGCCCAUUUUGCCUUGGUUCACUAUGCUGGUACUGUGGACUACAACAUCAGCAACUGGCUGGUGAAGAACAAGGACCCCUUAAACGAAACUGUAGUAGGGCUGUACCAGAAGUCUGGAAUGAAGUUACUGGCGACCCUGUUUGCCAAUUAUGCUGGGGCAGACUCAGUAGAAAUAAAGGAAGGAGGGAAAGAGAAAAAGAAAAAGGGAUCCUCUUUCCAAACUGUGUCUGCCCUUCACAGAGAAAACCUGAACAAGCUGAUGACCAACUUGAGGUCCACUCACCCCCACUUUGUGCGCUGCAUCAUCCCCAACGAGACCAAGACUCCUGGGGCCAUGGAGAAUCCUCUGGUUAUGCACCAGCUGCGCUGUAAUGGUGUGCUUGAGGGAAUCAGGAUCUGCAGGAAAGGCUUCCCCAACAGGAUCCUCUAUGGGGACUUCAGGCAGAGAUAUCGCAUAUUAAAUCCUGCUGCUAUCCCUGAGGGAACAUUCAUUGACAGCAAGAAAGGAGCUGAAAAACUGUUGAGUACUCUAGAUAUCGAUCACCAGCAGUACAGGUUUGGACACACCAAGGUGUUCUUCAAGGCUGGACUCCUAGGUCUGUUAGAGGAGAUGAGAGAUGAGCGUCUUUCCAAAAUUAUCACUGGUAUUCAAGCUAGAUCGCGAGGUGUUCUGGCACGAAUUGAAUAUAAGAAGCUUGUUGAUCGCAGGGAGGCAUUGCUUGUCAUCCAAUGGAAUAUCCGUGCCUUCAUGGGGGUCAAGAACUGGCCCUGGAUGAAGCUCUUCUUCAAGAUCAAGCCUCUGCUAAAAUCCGCCGAAGCUGAGAAGGAAAUGGCCAACUUGAAGGUAGAAUUCCUGAAGCUUAAAGAAGCGUAUGCCAAAUCUGAGGCUCGCCGAAAGGAACUAGAGGAAAAGAUGGUCUCCCUUCUGCAAGAAAAGAAUGAUCUACAGCUUCAUAUCCAGGCGGAGCGAGAUAAUCUCUGUGAUGCUGAGGAGAGAUGUGAGGAGUUAAUCAAAAACAAGAUCCAGCUUGAGGCCAAAGUAAAAGAGCUGAUGGAGAGACUGGAGGAUGAGGAGGAGAUGAACGCAGACCUGACUGCCAAAAAGAGGAAGCUGGAGGAUGAGUGCUCUGAGUUAAAAAAAGACAUUGAUGAUCUGGAACUUACUCUGGCUAAAGUGGAGAAGGAGAAACACGCCACUGAGAACAAGGUGAAGAACCUAAUUGAGGAAAUGGGGGCUCUGGAUGAAACCAUCGCCAAACUGACCAAGGAGAAAAAAGCUCUUCAAGAAGCUCACCAGCAAACACUGGAUGACCUGCAGACUGAGGAGGACAAAGUCAACAAUCUAACCAAGGCCAAGGCUAAACUGGAGCAACAAGUUGAUGAUCUUGAAGGGUCUCUUGAACAAGAGAAGAAGAUUCGAAUGGAUCUUGAAAGAGCCAAGAGGAAGCUGGAAGGAGACUUGAAGUUGUCUCUGGAGAAUGUAAUGGAUCUGGAGAAUGAUAAACAACAGUUAGAAGAGCGCCUUAAGAAGAAAGACUUUGAAAUCAGUAAUCUGAUAUCUAGAAUUGAGGAUGAACAAGGCACGACAGUCCAACUUCAAAAGAGGUUGAAAGAACUUCAGGCACGUGUAGAGGAACUGGAAGAGGAGCUUGAGUCUGAAAGAGCUGCUCGAGCAAAGGUGGAGAAACAGAGAGCAGAACUAUCCAGAGAGCUGGAGGAGAUCAGUGAGAGACUAGAGGAGGCUGGCGGAGCCACAUCUGCCCAGAUUGAGAUGAACAAGAAGAGGGAGAUGGAAUUCCAAAAACUUCGCAGAGACCUUGAAGAGGCCACUCUGCAGCAUGAAGCUACCACUGCCACACUCAGGAAGAAACAAGCCGACAGCGUGGCCGACCUUGGGGAGCAGAUAGACAACUUGCAGAGAGUGAAGCAGAAACUGGAGAAGGAGAAGAGCGAGCUCAGGCUAGAACUAGAUGAUGUCCACUCCAAUGUGGAACAUAUGGCAAAGUCAAAGAUUAACAUGGAGAAGAUGAAUAGAACUCUAGAAGACCAAGCCAAUGAAUUCAGGACAAAGUAUGAUGAAACCCAAAGAACCCUCAAUGACAUUACAACUCAGAAAGCCAGACUUCAAGCUGAGAAUGAUGAGAUUGGUAGACAGUUGGAAGAAAAGGAAUCUCUUAUCUCUCAGCUGACAAGAGGAAAAAGUUCCUACAGUCAACAGCUUGACGAUCUAAAGAGACAGCUGGAGGAGGAAGUUAAGGCAAAGAAUGCAUUAGCCCAUGCUGUUCAGGGAGCUCGUCAUGACUGUGACCUGCUCAGGGAACAAUUUGAAGAGGAGCAAGAGGCCAAGGCUGAGCUACAGCGUGCCAUGUCCAAGGCUAACUCUGAGGUGGCGCAGUGGAGAACCAAGUAUGAGACUGAUGCCAUUCAGAAAACUGAAGAACUGGAGGAAGCCAAGAAGAAGCUAGCUCAGCGGCUACAGGAUGCUGAAGAAGCUGUGGAGGCAGCUAACGCCAAGUGUUCCUCCCUGGAAAAGACUAAACACAGGCUGCAGAAUGAGAUCGAAGAUCUAAUGGUGGAUGUGGAGAGGUCAAAUGCUGCCGCUGCCGCUCUCGACAAGAAACAAAGAAACUUUGACAAAGUCCUGGCUGAGUGGAAGCAGAAGUAUGAAGAGUCACAGUGUGAGCUGGAGACCUCCCAGAAAGAGGCCAGGUAUCUGAGCACUGAGCUCUUCAAACUGAAGAACUCCUAUGAGGAAUCUUUGGACCAACUGGAGACAAUGAAGCGGGAGAACAAGAACCUCCAAGAGGAGAUAACUGAUCUGACUGACCAGCUUGGUACAGAAGGAAAGACAAUUCAUGAGUUGGAAAAGGUCCGUAAACAAUUAGAACAAGAGAAGGUUGAGAUCCAGGCUGCUCUGGAGGAAGCUGAGGCCUCCCUGGAACACGAGGAGGGAAAGAUCCUCAGAAUUCAGCUUGAGUUUAACCAGGUGAAGGCUGACAUUGAUCGCAAGCUUGCUGAGAAAGAUGAGGAGAUGGAGCAGUCCAAGAGGAACCUACAGAGAAACAUUGACACCCUGCAAAGUUCUCUUGAGGCAGAGUGUCGUAGCAGGAAUGAGGCCCUCAGGCUUAAGAAGAAGAUGGAGGGAGACCUCAACGAGAUGGAGAUCCAGCUUAGUCAAGCCAAUAGGCAGGCAGCUGAAGCCCAGAAGCAGCUGAAGAGCGUUCAUGCUCAUCUAAAGGAUACCCAAAUCCAGUUGGACGACUCUCUCCGUUCCAAUGAUGACCUAAAGGAGAACAUUGCCAUCGUAGAGAGACGUAACAAUCUGAUGCAGGCAGAGCUGGAGGAGCUAAGAAGGUGUCUUGAACAGACUGAGAGAAGCCGCAAGCUGGCUGAGCAAGAACUGCUGGAUGUCAAUGAGAGGGUCCAGCUGCUACAUUCACAGAACACUGGCCUGCUGAAUCAGAAGAAGAAACUUGAGGCUGAUGCUGCACAGUUUCAAACUGAGGCUGAGGAGGCUGUGCAGGAAUGCAGAAAUGCUGAAGAAAAGGCCAAGAAGGCCAUAACUGAUGCUGCUAUGAUGGCAGAGGAGCUGAAGAAGGAGCAGGAUACCAGUUCUCACCUGGAGCGCAUGAAGAAGAACAUGGAGCAGACUAUAAAGGACCUGCAGCACCGCCUGGAUGAAGCUGAACAAAUCGCCAUGAAGGGGGGCAAGAAGCAGGUGCAGAAGCUGGAAAACAGGGUGAGAGAGCUGGAGAAUGAGGUUGAGUCUGAGCAGAAGAAGGCUGCUGAUGCAACCAAAGGAAUUCGUAAAUAUGAGAGACGUAUCAAGGAACUCACCUACCAGACUGAAGAGGACCGUAAAAAUAUGACCCGUCUUCAAGACCUUGUCGAUAAGCUGCAGCUGAAAUUGAAAGCCUUCAAGAGAACUGCGGAGGAGGCUGAAGAACAGGCUAACACCAACCUGACUAAGGUCCGCAAGAUACAGCAUGACCUGGAUGAAGCUGAGGAAAGAGCCGACAUUGCUGAGUCUCAGGUCAACAAGCUGCGUGCCAAGAACCGGGAUGUCGGUUCCAAGAAAGCAUAUGAUGAAGAAUGAAGCUUUGGACCCUUCUGGAAAUAACUGUUCUGCUGUGUGUGGUAGAUUUCCCUCUACUACGUCCCUCCAUCUUUUGUAGUGUUGUGAAAUAAAAACUCUUCAAGCAGUC